This is a messenger RNA of Soboliphyme baturini, 567 nucleotides long. NCBI's taxonomy places the organism in Eukaryota, Metazoa, Nematoda, Enoplea, Dioctophymatida, Soboliphymatidae. The record is from the annotation of a GenBank genome assembly.
AUGGCCAGAAAACAGUACGAUCUGCUUUUUAAACUUCUGCUAAUCGGCGAUUCCGGCGUUGGAAAGACUUGCAUCUUGUAUCGAUUUUCCGAUGACGCAUUCAACACAACCUUCAUUUCUACCAUCGGAAUUGAUUUUAAAAUAAAAACCAUAGAAUUAAAUGGCAAGAAGAUCAAAUUACAGAUUUGGGACACAGCUGGACAGGAACGGUUUCACACUAUAACUACAUCCUACUAUCGAGGUGCUAUGGGUAUAAUGCUUGUGUACGAUAUUACGAACCCGCGAUCCUUCGACAACAUAGCCAAAUGGCUCAGAAAUAUCGAUGAAGUAACAUGUCGCGAGGACGUAGAGAAAAUGUUGUUGGGAAACAAAUGUGACAUGGGAGAUAAGCGAAUGGUUAGCAAGGAACGCGGCGAACAGAUCGCGAAGGAACAUUGUAUCAAGUUUCUGGAAACCAGUGCAAAGGCGAACGUGAAUAUUGACAAGGCGUUCUAUGAUUUGGCGGAAGCAGUUCUGAAAAAGGUGAAGCAAAAUUUAAUUGAUAUAUUUACGAAAUGCGUUUUCUGA